Molecule: messenger RNA, 2100 nt
Organism: Magallana angulata
Lineage: Eukaryota; Metazoa; Mollusca; Bivalvia; Ostreida; Ostreidae
Product: zinc finger protein 2-like
Exons: 8
Coding region: 37-1893 (618 amino acids)
Cellular component (GO): nucleus
Source: RefSeq, a predicted model, not a curated record
CUAGUGACACACCGUGGUAUAUAAUUCAACAGGAGAAUGGAUACGUAUAUUCUGAUCCCGGACGAGUUUGGGCUGGUGCUGACUCUUCAUCCGAACCCCUGCAACAUCCUGGAAAUGUCCGUGGCGAUCUGGAGCAAUGACUUCGUUCCCCAAGGAACCUUCUUCUAUCCGGACCUCGGGAAACUCCGCGUGGAGAAAUUAGAGGUCUACUCCAAGCUUCCAGCAGAUGAUGUUCGACACAGAUUUGGUUGCCAGGACGACAUCCUAAAUGUGGAAGGCAAAGAAGUUCGCCGAUGCAACUGGGUCCGAUUUUGCAAAUCAUCGGACAAGCUAGAACUCUCCAACAUUUUUGCUUCGUGUUCGGAAGGGAAAAUCACCUACCAGACACUGCGUGCAAUAAAACCCAACGAUGAAAUUGUCGUGUUCUUCAACCCUUCUUCUGUACAAAGUGACCAGAACAUAAAACAAGAAAUUGUCGGAGAUUCUGAACAUUCUAUCGUCGCUAAUAAUGAUGAUAAUGAUGAGGAAGAAGAGGAGGAAGAAAUUGACGUCGUGGACUUCAGUCCUGAAGAUGAUAAGGAGACAGUGACAACAGAUAAAGAACAGAAUCAUCUAGACCAAACAAAAUCAGAGUUCAACAGUUCUUCAGAAUCAGCAAGAAGCGAAAAAUUGUUCUUCACGUCUCCGACAAUAUCCUCGUCACUCUUGACGUCACCUAUUGCCAGAGCAGACGACUGUCCUUCAAACGUCAGCGGAAGUGACGACCAAAUAAGUAUAAAAUUGGAGUGUUCCGAGUCAGAUAUUACAAACAGUAGUCCAGAACAGAUGGUUCCCAGCGAAAGACCAAUUAAAAGAAACAGAGAAAGAACGUGGCUUCCUUGCGAAAUAUGUGGAAAGAAAUUUGACCGUCCUUCGCUUCUUAAGAGACAUAUGAGAACACACACAGGAGAAAAACCUCACGCAUGCGAUGUGUGUGGAAAGGCGUUCUCAACUUCAUCGUCCCUAAACACACACCGACGCAUCCAUAGUGGAGAAAAGCCGCAUGUGUGUAAAGUGUGUGGAAAGCGUUUCACCGCGUCUUCAAAUCUCUACUACCACAGAAUGACGCAUGACAAGGAGAAGCCCCAUAAAUGUACCCUGUGCUCCAAGUCCUUCCCAACACCGGGUGAUCUUCGCAGCCACAUGUACGUCCAUAACGGGUCCUGGCCCUUCAAGUGCGAGAUUUGCCACAGGGGAUUCAGCAAGCAAACGAACCUGAAAAACCACGUUCUGCUUCAUUCUGGAGAUAAACCACACGAAUGCAUUCUUUGCGGGAAGAAAUUCGCCCUUCAGUGCAAUUUGAAAACUCACAUGAAAACUCAUGAAGCUUCAACUAUGCAAGAUAACUGCAUCAAAUGCGGAAAGUCAUUUGUUCCAAACCAGAGUUCCCCAAAGCGAGUGUGCACGCAGUGUCUAAAAGUCAAACCGGAUGAUGCAGAGAACGGUCCAAAGAAGAGGCGGAUCACUGACUUCAGCAUCUCCAGACUGACAGAAACCACGCCCAGAAAGUCCUCCUCCUUCACUCCGUACAGACCAAACAAGUCCCCCGGCAGUGAGGGACAAUCUCCUUUCCCGAGUCCGGAGUUUCUCCACUCGUCUCCGUACUCCCCCAAACUGAUCCCGCCACCUUUUGGACACUCGUUGUUAUCGCCUCUACAACAGACUAACGUUUUAGCAAACACCGUCCAUUUCUCUCACGCCUUGAUGUCUCCCUUCCAUCCACGUUUUUUCCAAAGUAGAGGCACCGGAAGUCUACCCAAACCGUUAUUUGGGAACGACCUUUCGCCCGGAAGUGAAACGUCGUUUUCUCGGGUGCCGUGGUCCGGAUCUCUGUCUCACCACCAAGGCUUCUGAUCCGAUUUACAAUUGUAUCUUUAUAUGUAUGUGUGAGAAAAUUGUAUUAUUACGUACAUGUAUCUGCAUUAUUGCAAUGCCGUCCAUGCCUUGUGCACUCUCUACGCAAGUGAUAACUAUCUGUCUCUGAUAUUUUACUUUGUUUUUCUUAAUUUCUAUCUGUACAUAGUCCCAAGAUAAAUAAUUUAAUAAAUAUAUCACAAAUUU